CCGAGGGGAGGGACGACGCUACUGUGGUCUGUCGGGCCACAGUAGCGGCCCUGCGGCUCCACCAAGCCUAGGCGAGAGGGCAGCAGCGAUGGCCACGACCGGGACGCUGGCAGGUCUGGCCGCGGGUUUGCAGGGCCCACGGGUCGGUCCCAGCCCAGACUCGGACUCAGACACAGACUCGGAGGACCCGAGUACCCGCCGCAGCGCCGGCGGGCUGCAUCGCUCACAGGUCAUCCACAGCGGUCACUUCAUGGUGUCGUCGCCGCACAGCGACAGGCUGACCCGGCGGCGGGACCAGAAGGGGCCCGCGGGGUUCUCCGACUUCGGGCCGCGCAGCAUCGACCCCACACUUACUCGCCUCUUCGAGUGCAUGAGCCUGGCCUACAGUGGUAAGCUGGUGUCUCCCAAGUGGAAGAAUUUCAAAGGUCUCAAGCUGCUCUGCCGAGACAAGAUCCGCCUCAACAAUGCCAUCUGGAGGGCCUGGUAUAUCCAGUAUGUGGAGAAGAGGAAGAGCCCUGUGUGUGGCUUCGUGACCCCCCUGCAGGGGCCUGAGGCUGAUGAGCACCGGAAACCGGAGGCUGUAGUCCUGGAAGGAAAUUACUGGAAGCGGCGCAUCGAGGUGGUGAUGCGCGAGUACCACAAGUGGCGCAUCUACUACAAGAAACGGCUCCGUAAGUCCAGCAAGGAAGGGGAUCUCCUGGCCCCAAAGCAGACGGAGGGGGAGUGGCAGCCACCGGAGCGAUGGUGUGAGCAGCUCUUCUCCAGCGUGGUGCCCGUGCUGCUGGGGGGACCGGCGGAGGAGCCUGGCGGGCGGCAGCUGCUGGAUCUCGGUUCCUUUUUGUCCGACAUCUCCGACACGCUCUUCACCAUGACCCAGCCCAGCUCCACGCCCCUGCAGCUGCCGCCCGAGGACGCUUACGUUGGCAAUGCUGACAUGAUCCAGCCGGAACUGACACCUCUGCAGCCCAGCCUGGAUGACUUCAUGGAGAUCUCAGAUUUCUUCACCAGCUACCGCCCCCCACAGACAGCCACGCCUUCAAACUUCCUGGAGCCCCCCAGCUUCAGUCCCACGGCUGACUCCCUUUUCAACAGUGGGAUCCUGGGCUCAGAGGUGCUCCCUGCCUCCUCGGGCGUGACCCACCUCUCAGAGCAUCACCACCUGCAGGCUUGGAGCAGCUGCCCUGGCUCCCUGGACUCCAGUGCCUUCCUGAGCUCUGAUUUCCUCCUUUCUGAAGACCCCAAGCCUAAGUUCCCACCCCAUCCCCCACCCCCACCCCUCCUCCAGUACCCUGCCCCUGCUAAAGGGCCUGGCCUUGAGCCCUGUGCCCUCCCCCUCUUCCCUUCCAUGGCUCUGCCCCCUGCUGUGCUGCAAGAAGAAACUCUCUUCCCUCCCAGAUCCUCCUUCCCUACUGUUCCCCCUGUAUCAGGAGUGCCCCCACUGCCUGCUCCCACGACAUUCCCUUCCACCCGACAGUCUGGCCCAGGCCUUGCCCCCGCCGCCUUCCCCAUGGACCUUCUAUCCCCCGAGUAUCCAGAGUCCCCAUUUGGGCCUCACUUCACAGUGCCCCAAGAUGUGCAACCCAGAGGCAAGCCGCCCACCCCACCUCCUAGGGGGCGGAAGCCCAGCCCUCCUACCUUGGCCCCUGGCACUGCUGGGGGCAACAGCUCCUGCCUCACACAGCUGCUCACAGCAGCCAAGCCUGAGCAAGCCCUGAAGCCACCUCUUGUAUCCGGCGCCCUCCUGCGGCUCCCAGAAUCCCCGCAGGAGACGGUCCCUGAAUUCCCCUGCACCUUCUUUCCCCUGACUCCGGCCCCCACACCACCCCGGCCACCUCUGGGCCAAGCCACACUGGCCCCUCCCAGGCCCCUGGUUGUCCCCAAAGUAGAGCGGCUGUCACCCCCAGCACCCAUCGGUAGCGAGCGGCGAGUGUCUGGGGAGCUCGACCCCACCCUGGGCCCAGGGACUCCGAGAGUCCAAGUCUCUACUUCUCAAUCCGUCCUGAGCAGGGGUCGUCCAGAAAACAAGACUGAGAACCGGCGCAUCACACACAUCUCUGCGGAACAGAAGCGGCGCUUCAAUAUCAAGUUGGGGUUUGACACCCUGCAUGGGCUGGUGAGCACGCUCAGCACCCAGCCCAGCCUCAAGGUCAGCAAAGCCACGACCCUGCAGAAGACAGCUGAGUACAUCACCAUGCUGCAGCAGGAGCGGGCAGCCUUGCAGGAGGAGGCCCAGCAGCUACGGGACCAGAUUGAGGAGCUCAAUGCUGCCAUUAACCUGUGCCAGCAGCAGCUGCCGGCUACUGGGGUGCCCAUCACACACCAGCGUUUUGACCAGAUGCGAGACAUGUUUGAUGAUUAUGUCCGGACCCGGACACUGCAAAACUGGAAGUUCUGGGUAUUCAGCAUCCUCAUCCGGCCUCUGUUUGAAUCCUUCAAUGGAAUGGUGUCCACGGCAAGUUUGCAAAGCCUUCGUCAGACCUCGUUGGCCUGGCUGGAUCAACACUGCUCCCUGCCUGCUCUCCGGCCAACUGUCCUGAACUCCCUCCGCCAGCUGAGCACAUCUACCAGCAUCCUGACGGACCCAGGCUGUAUAGCUGAGCAAGCCACGCGGGCGGUUACAGAGGGCACCCCUGGCAAACCGCUAUAGUGCUGACCAGACCCCGCCUUCACUCAGCUGCCUUGGGACUAUGUUCCUUGUGCAUAGGUUCUCCCUCCUGCCCCAGGCCCUGGCUGUCCUGUUUCCUGAGAGUGAAGCAGGACCCUAGCCUCUGCCCUUCCUCCUGGAAGCUGGGAAGAACUGAGUUCCAGUCUCUGCUCUGCCAGUAACUCACACUGUGACCUAGGGUACUCAUGGUCCCUCUUUGCACCUCCAUUUUCCAGUAUGCAAAAAUGGGGUGGGGAAGCUUCAGCCAGAAGAUGAUCCUAAGACCUCAGCAGCUGUGACACUUGGGGGUCUAAACUGGCAACUCAGGGAGCUUGAAGGAGGGAACAGGACAAUCCUGUUUCCCUGUCACUCCUGCCUAUUCCCCAACAGGGAGGGCGCAGGACUCUGUUUCUGAACAGAGUAACAAGAGAGGAGGUUCCACCUCUCUGUUCCUUCACUGGUAACCUGGGGGGCUGCAGGCCUGGGUAGAGGAAGCCAAGUUAUGAUCCCAGGAGGACACACAGCAGGGGGGUGGCCAAACCAAAGCAGGCAUCUUGUAUGUGUGUAUGGAUGCAUGUGUGCGGGUUUUGUAAAGAAUUCUUGACCAAUAAAAAUUAAAACUGUC
Phyllostomus hastatus (greater spear-nosed bat) is the source of this 3269-nucleotide messenger RNA. It is a transcript of the gene MLXIPL, whose product is annotated as MLX interacting protein like. The record is from RefSeq and is a predicted model, not a curated record. Gene Ontology annotation, molecular function: RNA polymerase II cis-regulatory region sequence-specific DNA binding; protein dimerization activity; DNA-binding transcription factor activity, RNA polymerase II-specific. NCBI's taxonomy places the organism in Eukaryota, Metazoa, Chordata, Mammalia, Chiroptera, Phyllostomidae. Gene Ontology annotation, biological process: regulation of transcription by RNA polymerase II. Gene Ontology annotation, cellular component: nucleus. The transcript has 17 exons. Bases 89 to 2647 code for a protein of 852 amino acids.